Molecule: messenger RNA, 930 nt
Organism: Owenia fusiformis
Lineage: Eukaryota; Metazoa; Annelida; Polychaeta; Sabellida; Oweniidae
Source: the annotation of a GenBank genome assembly
AUGAGGAAGGAAAUAUGCAAGGACGGAAGGAAGCGAGGAAGCAAGGAAGGAAGGAAGGAAGCAAGAAAAGAAGAGGCGAGGGAGGAAGGAAGCGAGGAGGGAAGGAAGCGAGGAAGCAAGGUGGGAAGCAAGCGAGGAAGGAAAGAUGCGAGGAAGGAAGGAAGCAAAGAAGGAAGGAAGCAAGAAAAGAAGAGGCGAGGAAGAAAGGAAGGUAGGAAGCGAGAAAGGAAAGAAGCAAGGAAGGAAGGAAGCGAGGAAGGAAAGAAGCGAGGAAGCAAGGAAGGAAGGAAGCCAGGAAGGAAGGAAGCAAGGAAGGAAGGAAACGAGGAAGGAAAGAAGCGAGGAAGCAAGGAAGGAAGGAAGCCAGGAAGAAAGGAAGCGAGGAAGCAAGGAGGGGAAAAAGCAAGGAAGGGAGGAAGCAAGGAAAGGAGGAAGCAAGGAAGGAAAGAAGCAAGGAAGGAAGGAAGCCAGGAAGGAAGGAAGCGAGGAAGCAAGGAAGGAAGGAAGCCAGGAAGAAAGGAAGCGAGGAAGCAAGGAGGGAAAGAAGCAAGGAAGGAAGCAAGGAAGAAGGAAGGAAGCAAGGAAAGGAGGAAGCAAGGAAGGAAGGAUGCGAGGAAGGAAGUAAGCGAGGAAGAAAGGAAGGAAGGAAGGAAGCAAGGAAGGAACGAAGCGAGGAAGGAAGGAUGCAAGGAAGCGAAGAAGGUAGGAAGUGAGGAAGCAAGGAAGGGAGGAAACAAGGAAGGGAGGGAGGAUGCAAGAAAGGAAGGAAGAAAGCAAGGAUGGAAGGAAGGAAGCGAGGAAGGAAGGAUGGAAGAAUGCGAGGAAGCAAGGAAGCGAGGAAGGAAGGAAGCGAGGAAGGAAGCGAGGAAGGAAGGGAGGAGGGAAGCAAGGAAGGAAGCAAGAAAGAAAGGAAGCGAAAGAAUGAAGUGA